Molecule: messenger RNA, 1285 nt
Organism: Dipodomys ordii (Ord's kangaroo rat)
Lineage: Eukaryota; Metazoa; Chordata; Mammalia; Rodentia; Heteromyidae
Gene: Abi3
Product: ABI family, member 3
Exons: 8
Coding region: 90-1013 (307 amino acids)
Biological process (GO): regulation of cell migration
Cellular component (GO): lamellipodium
Molecular function (GO): SH3 domain binding
Source: RefSeq, a predicted model, not a curated record
CUGAGAACCAUCCAGGAUGGACUUCUUGUAUUACUCUAGGAGACACCAAUUUGAAGGCCACAGACAAGCGGAAGGCACUGGAGGAGACCAUGGCCUUCACUACCCAGGCUCUGGCCAGUGUGGCCUACCAGGUGGGCAACCUGGCUGGGCACACUCUGCGCAUGUUGGACCUACAGGGGGCUGCCCUGCGGCAGGUGGAAGCCCGUGUGAGCACUCUAGGCCAGAUGGUAAACAUGCAUAUGGAGAAGGUGGCCAGAAGGGAGAUUGGUACCUUAGCCACCGUCCAGCGGCUGCCUCCUGGCCAGAAGGUCAUUGCUCCUGAGACUCUCCCUCCACUCACACCCUACUACAGGAGACCCCUCAACUUUGGCUGCCUGGAUGACAUUGGCCAUGGGAUCAAGGACCUGAGCACACAGCUGUCCCGGACUGGGACCCUGUCUCGCAAGAGCAUCAAGGCGCCUGCCACACCUACGUCCGCCACGCUGGGGAGACCACCCCGGAUCCCCGAGCCCGUGCAGCUCCCCGUGGUGCCCGACGGCAAACUCUCGUCCGCCUCGUCCGCCUCUUCCCUGACCUCGGCCGGCAGCGCCGAAGGGGUCCCCCAACCCAAGGGGCAAGCCGCACCCCCAGCCCUGCCGCCGCCGCCCGUGGCAACCGAAGUCUUCCUGCCUCCUCCACCUCUGGAAGUGCUGUCUGCGCCCCCGCCAGAGCUGCCCCCGCCCCUGGACCUGCCCCCGCCUCCGGCCCUGGAAGAUGACAGCGAACUGAGUGUGCUGCCCCCGCCCCCGCCAGGCUUUGGAAGCGAUGAGCCCAGCUGGGUCCCUGCUGCAUACCUGGAGAAAGGUACCUGGACUUGUGGGACUAAAAGGUCACCAGAUCUUGUUGCCAGGGUUCUAGACUCUGUUGUCCCUCCCCCCAACUUUUCUACCUCCCUCAGAGGUAUUUUCUCUUCCUGCUGCCAAGGUGAACAUAGAUGCCCCAUUUUUUCCGGAUGGAGUUCUGACUUAGGCUGACACAAUAUUGAAUAUUACCUGAGCUGGGGAGGGGCUCCAGGUUUGAAAGAAGCUUCUUCCCUGUGGCCUUCACCCUCAGAGGUUCCCUAGAGUUCAGGACUCUGGCCCCUGCAUCCUCACUCUGGAUAAGGACAGGAGGCACACCUUACAAGGGGCACCCUUUCCUCUUGCCCCGCAGUGGUGACACUGUAUCCAUACACCGGUCAGAAGGACAACGAGCUCUCCUUCUCUGCGGGCACCACCAUCUGCGUCACCCGCCGCUACUCGGACGG